CCGGCGGCGGCGGCUGGGUGAGGCGCCGAGCAGAGCGCGUGGCUGGACGGUGAGUAAACCGCGGGGGCGGCAUGCGCGCUGGCGCUCCCCCCCGCCGCCGCCGCCGCCUCCCCCCCUCGGCCGCGCCGCCUGCUUAAGUGGAGCGCUGCUGGGCUCUGGCCGCUCGGAGUCGGAAUCCCUCUGCGUUGCCCCGAAGUCAGGCGGGCAGUGAGUCCUCCGUCUCAGCCCCCGUCCCGUGUUUAUUCCUCCCUUCCUGCGGCUGGCAGCGCGUAGGGACAGCCCGGGGCGGCUCCCUUCCUUCCUGGGCAGUGCUUCGGAUGUAUAUGGAGGAAGGCAGCAGGAGCGGCCGAGAGAAAACAAACAAAUCCUCCCUAAACUCACGGUUCAGCAGUAUGGCUCUAGUAUCGGCUGAUUCUCGGAUUGCUGAACUCCUGGGGGAGUUGCAUCAGCUUAUCAAACAGACACAGGUUACCCAGAAGCCCUUUCCUUGCCAGGAGGAACGAUCGAGGAGUGAACACAACCUGGUGAACAUCCAGAAAACACAUGAGAGGAUGCAGACAGAAAAUAAGAUCUCUCCAUAUUAUCGGACCAAGUUACGUGGCCUUUACACAACAGCCAAGGCUGACGCAGAAGCCGAGUGCAACAUCCUACGUAAGGACUUGGACAAGAUUGCUGAGAUUAAGUCUCUUCUGGAAGAACGUCGUAUUGCUGCCAAGAUUGCUGGCCUCUACAAUGACUCGGAGCCGCCACGCAAAACCAUGCGCCGUGGCGUACUGAUGACACUCCUCCAGCAGUCAGCCAUGACUCUCCCUCUGUGGAUUGGGAAGCCUGGAGAGAAGCCUCCUCCACUCUGUGGCGCCAUCCCUGCCUCGAGUGAUUACGUGGCCAAACCAGGAGACAAAGUGGCAGCCCGUGUCAAGGCUGUCGAUGGGGAUGAGCAGUGGAUUUUGGCUGAGGCCGUGAGCUACAAUCAUGCCACCAAUAAGUAUGAGGUGGAUGACAUCGAUGAAGAAGGGAAAGAACGCCAUACCUUGAGCCGACGCCGUAUCAUCCCCCUGCCCCAAUGGAAGGCCAACCCUGAAACAGACCCCGAGGCCUUGUUCCAGAAAGACCAGCUGGUUCUGGCUUUGUACCCACAAACCACCUGCUUCUAUCGAGCACUUAUCCACACCCCUCCACAGCGGCCCCAGGACGAUUACUCGGUGCUCUUUGAAGACACCAGCUAUGCAGACGGCUAUUCUCCACCCCUCAACGUGGCUCAGCGCUAUGUGGUGGCUUGCAAAGAAACUAAGAAGAAGUGACAGUGCCCUCUAGUGGGAGGUGGUGGUUGUUCUGGUGUGGCAUGGCAAGAAACAAGAUCUGUCAACCAGUUGGUUGGAUGGACUUUUGCAGAUGUAAUAAAAUAGAAACAGGAGACAAGUUUAUUAAUCCAAGUAGUAUAUAAACCCCAAUGCAUUUUGAGCAAUUUGCCUUUCAUCAGAGGAAUCUAUUUCUGUUUUCUAGAUGACGAGCUGCAAAAGUUAGCUGCCAUUGUUCCUGCUUUGGGCCGUUGUCCUUUUGGUACAUUUGGAUUUAAUAAAGCACUGCCCAUUUAA
Messenger RNA from Hemicordylus capensis (graceful crag lizard), 1595 nucleotides. RefSeq names its product SAGA complex associated factor 29 (gene SGF29). Gene Ontology annotation, cellular component: SAGA complex. The record is from RefSeq and is a predicted model, not a curated record. The transcript is spliced from 10 exons. Bases 318 to 1301 code for a protein of 327 amino acids. Lineage: Eukaryota; Metazoa; Chordata; Lepidosauria; Squamata; Cordylidae.